This is a messenger RNA of Paramacrobiotus metropolitanus, 734 nucleotides long. RefSeq lists its product as uncharacterized. The transcript has 2 exons. NCBI's taxonomy places the organism in Eukaryota, Metazoa, Tardigrada, Eutardigrada, Parachela, Macrobiotidae. Bases 59 to 400 code for a protein of 113 amino acids. The record is from RefSeq and is a predicted model, not a curated record.
AGUUGCUCACACUUUGCAGCUUUCUGACCUUUUGUUGCGAAAUUCUUGUUUUACCGCUAUGAAGCAAAUAUACUGCUGCUUAUUUGUCGUGCUUACGACACGGCUCGUCCUGUGCCGCACGGCAAAUCCAACAACGGACAUCCUAAAUUUCGACGACGAGCCGUUACCGUUAAACGUCACCGCUAGUGGAGCCAGAAUGAAGGGCGAACGGAACACCACCACCAACGCAACCAUUAAGAACCUGUUCAGCGAAGCGAUAACCGGCUACCGGCCUGCCAAGGCAAACACCUCCGCCGAACAUAUUCCGUACGAAAACCACCACAGACCGACCAAGCCGAAAGGUGGCCGCCCUGACCCGCCGCCAGUGCAUUCUAAUCACACUGGCAAGCAUUCGCCCUAGCGCCUGGAACAGCGUCCAUUAAUGGGCACCUUGUCCGUCAUCGAAAAUAUUUUUCCGAUAGCAGUUAAGAGUAUAACGUUGAGCGUUUCGCGUUGACAGCCUUCCAUGUUCAAGAUUUUAUAUGAGUUAAUGUGAAUCACUAACCUGUAUUACCCUUUUCCCGAUUCAGAAGGCAUAUACAUACUUAAGCUCUGUAGUUAUAGCGAUUUUACGACUCGCACUGAUCAUGAAGUGCCCUUUAAUAGUUCUUUUGGGUGAUUAUUUUUCAGUUCUUCAUACGAGUACACAAGUCGUAGAUUGUCAACUUAAUUUUGGUCUGAAAGAGUUGCUUUGG